Molecule: messenger RNA, 2347 nt
Organism: Coffea eugenioides
Lineage: Eukaryota; Viridiplantae; Streptophyta; Magnoliopsida; Gentianales; Rubiaceae
Product: E3 ubiquitin-protein ligase XBAT33
Exons: 10
Coding region: 297-1835 (512 amino acids)
Molecular function (GO): protein binding
Source: RefSeq, a predicted model, not a curated record
AUUUCUUCCACAUCAUCUCCCUUGCAGGGGAAUAAAUAAAUAAAUAAAGGAACAAAGAAAACCCCUCUUCGUCCCUUUGUAUCUGUUGUUAGUCAUCAUCUUGCCAUUUUAUUCUUGCUUUUUUUGAAAUUUUGUUUAACGACAGUUGACCUAAUCUCUCACCAUUUUUACAAGUACUGAUACACAUAACCCAUCAACUUCCAUUUUAUUCUUGAUAGUUAUACUCCUCAAAAAGAUAAAAUAAAAUAAAAUAAAAAGAGAAGAUAGCUGAGACUUUCUUUUUGGGCUGUGGUGGGAUGGGGAAUUCUUUUGGGUGCUCAGCCUCAGGUGAGAGGUUGGUAUCGGCGGCCAGGGACGGCGAUUUUGUGGAAGCAAAGAUGUUGCUUGAUUGCAACCCAUGUCUGGCCAAGUAUUCAACUUUUGGUGGGCUUAAUUCUCCUCUUCACUUUGCUGCCGCUAAAGGCCACAACGAGAUUGUUGCAUUGUUGCUUGAAAACGGAGCUGAUGCGAAUUCGAGAAAUUAUUGCGGUCAGACGGCAUUGAUGCAGGCGUGUCGGUAUGGCCAUUGGGAAGUUGUUCAAACUCUUCUUCUCUUUAGAUGCAAUGUCACAAGAGCAGACUAUCUUAGUGGGAGGACAGCUCUUCAUUUUGCGGCAGUGAAUGGGCAUGUAAGAUGUAUGAGACUUGUUGUGGCUGAUUUUGUACCAAGUGCUCCUUUUGAAUCUAUGGAAACUCAAAAAAUUGGUGAUACAAACGAUGUUUCAAUUGUAAAAAGCAAGCACGAACAAAGUGCACUGUCGAAGUUUGUAAAUAAAGCUGCUGAUGGUGGAAUUACUGCACUCCAUAUGGCUGCGUUGAAUGGAUAUUUUGAUUGUGUACAGCUGCUUCUUGAUCUUCAUGCCAGUGUCUCAGCUGUGACGUUUCAUUAUGGAACUUCAAUGGAUUUAAUAGGAGCUGGAAGCACUCCUCUGCAUUAUGCUGCUUGUGGGGGGAAUUUAAAGUGUUGUCAGAUCCUCCUUGCAAAGGGUGCCAAUAGGAUGACAUUAAAUUGCAAUGGCUGGCUCCCUCUUGAUGUUGCCAGAAUGUGGGGUCGUCACUGGCUUGAACCACUUUUGACUCCAAAUUCAAAUUCAAUAAUCCCAGUUUUCCCCUUUUCUCAUUAUUUAUCACUUCCUCUGAUGAGCGUGCUCAACAUAGCAAGAGAGUGUGGGAUGCAGAUGUCAGCAACCCCUUCUGAUGAUGGCGAUACGUGUGCCGUUUGCCUUGAAAGAGCAUGUUCAGUAGCUGCUGAAGGCUGUGGGCAUGAACUUUGUGUUAGAUGUGCACUCUAUCUUUGCUCGACAAGCAACAUUCCUUCCGAAUUGCUGGGUCCACCUGGUUCUAUUCCUUGCCCGCUUUGCAGACAUGGUAUUGUCUCUUUCAGUAGACUGCCUGGUACCCCUGCAAAGGAAAGUAAAUUGCAUCUAUCUCUGGGCUUAUGUACGCCUUGCAUGCUACAUCCACGAGAACAGGAGCAGUCAACACCUUCUGGGUCACAGGAUAUCAGAAAGAACCGUGUAGUUGCUGUUUCAUCAGAUCUUUUCUGUCCUGUCACUUGUAGUCCAUUUCCUUCAGUUGCUAUUCCUUUGUGUACAUGCAAUGAUGGGCCUUGCCCUAAUUUUGAAGCUGGAGAAAAUCAAACGCAAGGAGAUUCUCCUACUCCCUCACAAUCCGCAUCAGUUGAUUCAGACAAAUUGGAGGCUGUGAGAUUGGGAAAGGCAACCUGUUCAAGCAUGUUUUGGGGCAGAAGGAGCUGCAGCAGGGAGCAUCGAUGUAAUGCAGAAAUUAACGCUUGACUGGUUGAUGACACCUGCCUUCUUCUCUGGCAAUAAAAUUUUGAUUGUAGGAUAGCGGUUCAUCGUGGCAGCAAGGAUGGAUGUCGUCAAAUCUCAAAACACUGAUUCUUCUAAAAUGUGUGGUUGUGGCCUCUAUACCUUGUCAAGUUCGAGCUAGUCAGUCUGGCUUCAUAAUUUGUUAUUGCCGUGGUUGUAAAUGUAGAUCCUUGGUUUUUUUUUUUUUUUUUUUUUUUAGGGGAGGGGUUGCCCCAAGUUUCCUGAUUGAAGCAUUGGAAAAAAUGCGAGAGCCAGCAAAGAUGUACCCAUGUAUUUUGGGAAUUAUGUGAAGGAUGGUACUUCAGAAAAUGUGUAAACUACAACAGAGAAGAUUGGGAGUUUAUAUGUAUCGUCAGAGAUUGCCAGUCAUCUUGGUUAUAAACGUGCUUUCAUCAACUGUAUUGAACUAGUCUGCCCUGUUGGCCAAGUUAAUAAGUAUCUUCUGCUUGUGCUGUUGAAGUUGGCAGAGUUGUUCA